This is a messenger RNA of Poecilia latipinna (sailfin molly), 1750 nucleotides long. RefSeq names its product zinc finger protein OZF-like. The transcript has 2 exons. Gene Ontology annotation, biological process: regulation of transcription by RNA polymerase II. The coding region runs from base 135 to 1628 and encodes 497 amino acids. The record is from RefSeq and is a predicted model, not a curated record. Gene Ontology annotation, molecular function: DNA-binding transcription factor activity, RNA polymerase II-specific; RNA polymerase II cis-regulatory region sequence-specific DNA binding. Gene Ontology annotation, cellular component: transcription regulator complex; chromatin; PcG protein complex. Lineage: Eukaryota; Metazoa; Chordata; Actinopteri; Cyprinodontiformes; Poeciliidae.
AAGAGGAAGAAGAAGCAGAAAAAGAAGAAGAAUCCUCCAACUGAGAUGCUAACGGUGUUAGCUUAUCUUUGUCUGGUGUCCUUUUGAGUCCCGUUGUGGUGUCUGAGCUGAAUUUAUGGUUAUCUAUAAUCACAAUGUCUUCACCAACGUGUAAGGAAGAGCUUAGUGACGAUGAAUUAACUCAUGUCGAAGAAACAUUUACGGAACUUAAGGAAAUAAUCGUAAAGUCCGAGGAAGAGAUCGAUGGUGAGCGCAGACUGCUGGAUGUCAACCGGAUACCCCAGAUAAUCGUUCACCAUAUAGAUUCACAGCAUUAUGUUGAGAAGGAGGAGGUUCUUGUUGGCCGGCAGCUUGGGGACCAGGAGAGGAGCGUCACAUUGGACCAGGAGGAACCAGAACCCUUGCAGAUCAAAGAAGAACAGGAUGAGCUAGAACAUCUGGAGAUUAAAGAGGAAGAGGAUGAACUCUGCAUCAGUCAUGAUGAAGCACGAUUUGAGCUGAAGCUGGAGACUGAGACCGUUAUGGUGACUCUUUGUAAUGAGGAAAAACACUACAUUGGACCAGAACCAAAGUGGAACCAGGUCAUCUCUCAGGAUCCUUCUGAAACUGAGAUCCAGCAUCAGGAAGGAAGCAGUGAUGAAGACUCAGAAUCAGAGACAGAUGAAGAAGAGCAAAUACAAAACAAGAGAUGCCAACAUAAUAACAAUGUGUGUUCUUGUGAAAUUGGUGCCGAAUUUACUCCUCACAAUAGUCUUUUGUCUCAGAGCAUGGGAAAUCGCACAAAGGAAAAUCCUUUCUCAUGUGUGACAUGUGGAAAAAGUUUUUCUCAAAAAAGUUUUUUGACCAACCAUGUGAGGGUUCACACCGGUGAAAGGCCUUUCUCGUGUUCAAUUUGUGGAAAAGGUUUUACUCAAAAAAUUCAUUUAACUCAUCACUCCACAACUCACACAGAUGAGAAGCCUUUCUCAUGCUUGACCUGUGGGAAAACAUUUAGGUUCAAAAGCAGUUUGAAUAUACACGUCAGAAUCCACACAGGUGAGAAGCCAUUCCCAUGUAUGACCUGUGGAAAAGGCUUUAAUCAAAAAGGUAAUUUGAUUUAUCACAUGAGAAUUCACACAGGUGAGAUGCCGUUCUCAUGUAGCAUUUGUGGAAAGGGUUUCACUCAAAGAAGUCAGUUACAACUACACAUGAGAAGUCACACGGGUGAAAAGCCUUUCUCCUGUGUGACCUGUGGAAAAAGCUACAGUCAAAAAGGAAAUUUAACUUGUCACAUGAGAACUCACACAGGAGAGAAGCCCUUUCCAUGUCUGACCUGUGGAAAAAGUUUCACUAUCAAAAGUCUUUUAAGCAAACACCUCCGAACUCACACGGGCGAAAGGCCUUUCUCUUGUGUGACCUGUGGUAAAAGUUUCCUUCAAAAGACUCAUUUAACGGAUCACCUGAGGAUUCACACAGGUGACAGGCCUUUUUUGUGUAUGACUUGUGGAAAAGGGUUCCUUCAAAGAACUCAUUUAACAGAUCACAUGAGGAUUCACACGGGUGAGAAGCCUUUCUCAUGCAACACUUGUAAUAAAACGUUUAGCCUAAAAAGUAAUUUGAAUUUACACAUGAAAACUCACACAGAAUAGAUGUCUUCCAAAAAACGUUCAACCAGUACUGGAAAGAUCUGUUAUAAAACACACCAUUUUUCACAUACAUAUGCAAAGUUAUGUAAACAUCUCACCAUCCCAGCCUAGACUCCUAGGAAAAA